Molecule: messenger RNA, 1547 nt
Organism: Python bivittatus (Burmese python)
Lineage: Eukaryota; Metazoa; Chordata; Lepidosauria; Squamata; Pythonidae
Product: dual specificity protein phosphatase 22-A-like
Biological process (GO): protein dephosphorylation; signal transduction
Cellular component (GO): cytosol
Molecular function (GO): protein tyrosine phosphatase activity
Source: RefSeq, a predicted model, not a curated record
GGGUAAGUCUCAACCGGAAGCUUUUUCUCCGGCUUGGUGUCAUCUUUUUGCAUUUCGCAGGGCCUCGGAUGCCAAGGGGAAAACGGAGUGAAUGACUGGGACUGCCGCUGCUUGCCCGCCAAAGAACAAAAAGUUGUCAUGGGGAUCGGCAUGAGUAAGGUGGUUGAGGGCCUAUACCUCGGGAGCAUCAGUGAUGCUGAGGACAAAGAGAACUUGACGAAACAUGGGAUCACCCACAUUCUUUCGGUGCACAACAAUGCCAAACCUCUACUGGAAGGCAUGACCUAUCUCUGCAUUUCAGCUUCAGACUCUUCGAAUCAAAACCUAAUACAACAUUUUAAAGAGUGCAUCAAGUUUGUUCAUGAAUGUAGGCUGCAUGGGGGAGUUUGUCUCAUUCACUGCUUAGCGGGAGUUUCUCGCAGCACCACCAUUUUGGUAGCCUACCUGAUGACGGUAACCACCUUCGGCUGGGAAGAAUGCUUGGCCGCAGCCAAAGCUGUCCGUUCGUAUGCCAGUCCCAACUUUGGGUUUCAGAAACAGCUUCAGGAGUACGAAGCGACGCUGCUCAAGGAGUACCGAGCCUGGAUCCAGAUGGAGUAUGGCAAGAACCCCCUCUCUGACCAAGAGGAGCUACAGCGUCUACUCUCCCCCAAAGAGGAGAAAGUAAAUGAGCAGCAAAUAGGACUCAGGGAAACCAGAUGGAUCGGUGCUCCCAGCCCAACCGACCACCAGCCACACACCACGUAUGGUGGCAGCAGCAGCACCAGCGGCCGCUACCAAUGGAUGGACAGAUAAUGGGAGCUGUAGGAGAAUUCGGAAGCAACAUUUCCAGUCUCCUUUCUUGGAAGAUGGGGUGGUAUUGAUAGAUUUGCUGCGUCUCGAAGAGGUUGUUGCUGCUCCUUCCUUUCUGGUUCUCCCCUGAACUUGUCAUUCGAUCUCCUUGUGGGUUGGGCUGCACCAGUAGGUUUUCCAGCGGUCAACUUAAGUGCCUCUUGCUGGCCGUUUGGGGGCUGUCCCAAGUCAAGGAGGAACUAUGGGGUGAUUUAACAGUUCCAAGGAGAGAGGUUUGCAGUGAAUUAGCCCAGGCACCUUGCAGGCUGAGAAGAUGGAAAUUAUCUUGGUAAUUCUUGAGGGAUGCUCUCAUAAGCGAUAGGGAGAACUUUUGUUCUUGAAUGUUGGAGCUGUGAGGAUGGCUAAAGGAGCAUCUAUCUUGGGAAACAGGUGAUUUUUAGCAACAAUCCUUAGAAUUGUGGCUGAUUUCAGUGAUUUGAGAAACAGAUUUUGUUAGGUUUGCUUCAGCUGCUGUUUGGAUUAGGGUCCCAGAUUAGACGUAUUGUGACAGGAACAUUACUAAGAUAAGCAACAAGUGAACAUACAUAGUGCAAAUCAGUAUGAUGUUAACAUGAUUAACAACAACAAUAAUAAUACCCAACAAUGUAAACCUGCAAUUCUGUACCAAAUAUCUGGGGAUCUAUCAUGGUAUAAGAUUGCACUGUAAGUUUCUUUCAUGAUGCUGCUUAAAGGUAUUUUCACACCCAAGUUCAAAA